AUGGGAAACAGCUUUUCAAAUGCAAAAAAAUUAAUCAAAAAAUUUAGACCGCUAAACCGGAAUCUUUAUGUUAAUAAUGAUAAUAACUCUUUAAAUUUUUUAUCAUCGUCAACGUCGACAUCAUUAGACAGUAAUAAACGUACGGGAAAUGAGUUGAAUAGGUUGAAAACGCAACAUUAUUGUUUUAAAGAAAUGUUUGAUAAAAAUUAUUCUGCUCCGAUUCAAAAAUUAUUGGAAAAAGGUGGAAAAGGUUUAGAUAUUGGUUGCGGGCCUGGAUUAUUUGUUUUGGAAAUGGCAUCUGAAUUUAAAAAUUCGGAAUUUAUCGGUGUCGAUUUCUUGGAAAAUUUUCCGAAACAGGCCUUACCAUACAACGUAGGAUUCGUAAGGGCAAACGUUUUAGAUGGUCUAUCAUUUCCUGACAAUAAGUUUGAUUACGUACAUAUCUGUUGUAUGAAUUAUUCUUUUACCGAAAACCAAUGGAUAGAUAUCGUGAUCCCAGAGUUGGUUCGAGUGACGAAACCAGGCGGAUGGAUAGAAUAUUACGAUAUGGGCCCGUCGGUUACAAAAGCGGGUCCGAUAUUUAUGAGAUUACACGAAGCACUCGAUAACUUAUUAAUAGAGAGAGGACUAAAUACUCAAUUCGUCCAUAAAAUAAAAUCAACCCUGCAACGAUAUCCAAACCUUCAGAAUAUGGAAGGAGUGCUCAAGAAACAACCGAUCGGCAAUUGGGGUGGAAAGUUGGGCGAGUUGAAUUUACAGAAUACGUUGGAGUUUUUCGACGUUAUAAAGGAUCUUAUGAUUAAUGCAUUGGGAAUAAACGAAUCAGAAUACAUGAGGCUUGUUAAAGAGUUGGCCAAAGAAUUCGAUGAGAACAAAUCAAGAAUACAUUUUGUUAGAGUCUUUGCCCAAAAAUUUGAGCGUAUAAAUUAA
Entrophospora candida is the source of this 930-nucleotide messenger RNA. The record is from the annotation of a GenBank genome assembly. Lineage: Eukaryota; Fungi; Glomeromycota; Glomeromycetes; Entrophosporales; Entrophosporaceae.